GAGGAGAGAAAAGCAGCAGCAACAGAUUAUACAACCUUCUUUCUCGGGAUUCCAGCAAUCUGACUAAAACCAUCUGUGUAAUCAUUACUUAAUAUAUAUACUUAUCCGAUCCCAACUUUGAAUUGAAUUUUCCAUACACAGAUUCUCUCUCUCUCAUUCUCUCUCCUGAUUCUCCUUGUCCCUGCUUUUUCCGAUGCCCAAACCGGUCGAUCCUUUCGGGCAUUCACUUUCGGCUAAUAGACGUCUGGUUUGUGAUCUGUAGCUGUUUUUCUUCAAUUCUCUUUCUUUGUUGCUUGAGAAAAAGUUUUGAUGCAAUCAACAUUUUGGAUUUACACCUAGUCUUUGAUCUAUUGUACUUCGCUGUGAAUUUUCAAUGUACUAUCAGAUUGAAGAAGACUGGUCUGAACAUCACUGUUAUCCAGUUAAAGAUUCGAUGAAGAAAUUGAUUAAUGAGGAAAUUUCAAAACAGCCUUACUCCAGAAAAAGUGCACCAAACAUUGUGGCCCGACUGAUGGGCAUGGACAUGCUACCAUUAGAUACGAAUUCGGAAGUUCAGCCGAUCGAUAGGAAGAAUGAAAAUGGAGUCAAGUUUUCCAAAAAGAGAAGGAACGAAAGGGGCUCUGCUACCCAUUUCUCAUAUAAUUCAAAUUCUUCAAGACAGGAGCACCUUGACUUGGUUGACCAUUAUAGUGAGGGAGAAUCUGAAAGAUGGGAUUAUGGUCGAAAAUCAGGAAAGCUGAGGCCUCGUGAACAUCCUCAAGAGGAGGAGCUGCAAAAGUUCAAGAAAGAAUUUGAGGCAUGGCAAGCUGCCAGGUUUAGGGAAUGUUCGAAACCUUUUGAGCUUGGAAUCUUAGGGAAUGUCAAUAGACAGCUUUCUCAGGAUAAUCUGAGUGGAGGUAAAAUGGAACCAUAUACCAACAAACCUGGCGAUCAUAAGGGUCUUAAGUUAAAAGCGAAGUUACAGGAAAGAGAUGGUUUAUGGCACCACAAACAUAAAUCAGAACCAUAUCUAUCUGAGCAAAAUGGAUAUUUUUCUUCAGAAAGCAGGACCAUGUGUGAAGACUUUGAGCCAUCUUCCCCGAUAACUUUUGAUCAGAAAUCGGAUAAAUCUUAUGCGCCAACAAAAAUUGUUAUAUUGAAGCCAGGUCCUGAUAGAAUUUGUGAUCCUGAAGAGUCUUGGACCAGUUCCUCUGGCACCGUGGAGGAGAAAGGUAGUAUGGAAGAUUUUCUGCAGGAGGUGAAAAAACGGUUGAAGUGUGAAUUGCAAGGAAAAGUUCGUAAAAAAAGUUCUGUGGUUAGAGGAAGCGGGAUUGAGACCCCUUUCAGUGAAAAAUCAUCAGAUCCAAGGAAAAUUGCUCGACAUAUAGCAAGACAGGUCAGAGCAAUCGUUACCAGGGAUUUUGGUGUGAAUUUGCUUCGAUCGGAAUCAACAAGAUCAUAUAAAAGUGAAGUUCAGUUCAAUGGACCAGGUUCCCCGGAGUUCAUCAAUAGAGACACAAGGAAAUUCUUUUCUGAGAGGUUGAGGAAUGUUCUAAAGAGAGAAAUACAUCUGGAGGUUCCUGAAGCUUUCAGUGGCAGCACCAGAUCAUCUGCUCUAGCUAAUGAAAAAGUUGGAUUAAAAAGUAAGUCAACAGCUAAAAAUGAGCAGAGCUACUGGGAAAUUGUGAAUGAUAAACAAGACAUGCAAACAAGAUCUUUCAGGCAUGGAGAUGAUGAGGGUGCUCUUCCGAGGGAAUUGUCUUCUAGGAACCUGAUAAGGUCAUUGUCUGCCCCUGUAUCAGGAACAUCAUUUGGGAAGCUUCUUCUAGAGGAUCGCCACAUUUUAACAGGUGCCCAGAUCAGGAGAAAGCAUGAAGUUAUUGAAAAUGUUUCACUGGAUAUGAGAAAAAGAAAGAAGGAUAGGUUCAACUUCAAGGAAAAGGUUACUCACUUUAAAUAUAGUUUCACUCUUAGAGGGGGACUGUUUGGCAGAAAAAUACAAUCAAUGGCUGAAUCAUAUGGGAAAGAGCAUGAUUUUGCAAAGGAUCUCUCGAGUGGACCAACAGUUAUGAACUUCAGUGAAAGACAUGAAAAUCCCACCGAGGUGCCUCCUAGCCCUGCAUCUGUGUGCAGCAGCGCUCAAGAAGAGCUCUGGAGACCGGAAGAUUAUCUUAGCCCGAUAUCAACACCGGAUUUGAUGGGAGAAGACUCUGCUUUGCCAGAGGUUUUUAAAGAAAUCAGUUCCAACUUGAAUGAAUUACGGAGGCAACUCAAGGAACUUGGGUCUGAUGCCCGCGAGAACCCGGAUACCAUGAAGGAGCACAUCGAGUCUGAAAUGGUUCAUGUAGAGGAUCAGGCGGAAGCUUACAUUAGAGAUUUGCUUAUUGCCUCUGGUUUCUAUUAUGGAUCAUAUGAUAAAUCAUUAUGUAGAUGGGACCCCCUUUCAAGGCUAAUCAGUACCUCAGUCUUUGAAGAAGUGGAAGAAUCUUACAGAAAAUCAGCCAAGGGUGACGAUAGUAUGAUUUUAGAUCAGGAUGUCAAGAAGUUUGAUCACAAACUGUUGCUUGAUCUGUUGAACGAAGCACUUUCAAUUGUACUUGGACCACCUGUGGCCAUAUCCAGAUUUAGGAGAAAGAUCAAUGAUUUCUCCAGGCUGACCGCUCCACAUGGAAGGAAAUUAUUGGAUAAUGUUUGGGAGAUGAUCCAAGAUUAUUUAUAUCCUCCAACUGAGAAAUCCUAUUACUCACUUGAUGACAUGGUGACACAUGAUUUGGGAUCGGCUCCUUGGACUGACUUUACGGAUGAAGAAGUAACGACUUUGGGAAAAGAGGUGGAAUGCCUGGUUAUGGCAGAUUUGAUUGAGGAAACUGUAAAUGAUUUUCAUUUAUGACUGUACAUGGUAGCUUCUCCGGUAUGAUGACAAUGAUGGCCGGCACAAGGCAAAUUAUUUGGUGGAGAGAUUGAAUGAGACAGAGGCUAUUAGGGCAUUGCGUACAUAUACAUUUUUACAUUGUGAUAUCAGAUAUCCUGAUUUGAUUCGAGGA
This is a messenger RNA of Tripterygium wilfordii, 3023 nucleotides long. RefSeq lists its product as uncharacterized. The transcript has 5 exons. The record is from RefSeq and is a predicted model, not a curated record. Bases 374 to 2869 code for a protein of 831 amino acids. Lineage: Eukaryota; Viridiplantae; Streptophyta; Magnoliopsida; Celastrales; Celastraceae.